Molecule: messenger RNA, 896 nt
Organism: Acaulospora morrowiae
Lineage: Eukaryota; Fungi; Glomeromycota; Glomeromycetes; Diversisporales; Acaulosporaceae
Source: the annotation of a GenBank genome assembly
GAAAGGAAUUGCAACGUCGUUUAAGUCAGCGAGUACAGCAAUCCCCCAAGCAGGCAGUACAAGAACGUCCGGGAGUACCGCCUCAGCGCAAGAAAUUAUCACCCACGCAAUCAAAACCGAGUGCUACAGCACCUCAACAAAAAAGUAAUUCCGGUGUAAGAAUGCAGUCCCAUCUAGGCUCACGGCACGAUAUAGGGACAGAUAAGAUGACACCAGAUUUGUUGAAAUCUGGGGUAAACACUCCUGCAGGAUUUGCAAGCAGUUCAAAUAGCACAAGGCGAGCGCCAGUAUGGUCCGACUCCACACAAAAUGCAUCUUUGGAUGGAUCGGCGGUCACCGAAAAGACAAUAGAGGAAUCAUACAUGGUAUUGCGAGGAAACAGCGACUCGACAGAUGAUGACGAUUCGGAUCCCUUCAACAAAUUCUGGGAAAUCGUUGAAUCAUUAGUGUCAAAGAUCUCAAAUCCGGUCGCAUUCGCUACUGUGCCCCUUAACGGGACUGAUCCUCAAAUUUCAUUUGAUCCUAAUACAAUACAUUCCCCGUUGCCAUUUGGUAAUAACGCGGAUGGUGUCAAUGCAAAUAAGGAUUCGAAAACGGAUGAAUUGAAUACUGCCAUGAUGGAAUCGUAUUACAUUAUACCUAAUGAACAGAAAGCAAAUUUAGGAAAUAGCAGUUAUCAACGACCGUCUCCUUCUAGGUUGCACUCCUCAUAUAAAAAGUCCGAAAGUAAGAAUGUACCAACAAAAACAUUAGAAGAAUAUGCGAUGGAAAAUCAACAACUCAAAUCUACCUUAGAUAUAAUAUCUAAGCGAAUGCAGGCUUAUGAAAAGGCUGCAGAAGAGAAUAGUAUGCUAAGGAGUAGCAUUUUGCAAUUCAAAAAUGAUUUUCAAAAACAG